GCGCGCCGGGAUGGGCCCCAAGCGGCGGCAGCUGACGUUCCGGGAGAAGUCCCGGAUCAUCCAGGAGGUGGAGGAGAACCCGGACCUGCGCAAGGGCGAGAUCGCGCGGCGCUUCAACAUCCCGCCGUCCACGCUGAGCACCAUCCUGAAGAACAAGCGCGCCAUCCUGGCGUCGGAGCGCAAGUACGGUGUGGCCUCCACCUGCCGCAAGACCAACAAGCUGUCCCCUUACGACAAGCUCGAGGGGCUGCUCAUCGCCUGGUUCCAACAGAUCCGCGCCGCCGGCCUGCCCGUGAAGGGCAUCAUUCUCAAGGAGAAGGCUCUGCGGAUAGCCGAGGAGCUGGGCAUGGAUGACUUCACUGCCUCCAACGGCUGGCUGGACCGCUUCCGCAGGCGCCACGGAGUAGUGUCCUGUAGUGGCGUGGCCCGCGCCCGCUCGCGCAGCGCUCCGCCGUCGGUGGCCGAGGGCUAUGCCUCCCAGGACGUGUUCAGCGUCACUGAGACCAGUUUGUGGUACGACUUUCUGCCCGAUCAGGCCGCGGGGCUGUGCGGCGGCAGCGACGGGCGGGCUCGCAGGGCCACCCAGCGCCUGAGUGUGUUGUUGUGCGCCAACGCCGACGGCAGCGAGAAGCUGCCCCCGCUGGUGGCGGGCAAGUCAGCCAAGCCCCGUGCAGGCCAAGCGGGCCUGCCCUGCGACUACACCGCCAACUCUAAGGGUGGUGUCACCACCCAGGCCCUGGCCAAGUACCUGAAGGCCCUAGACACCCGUAUGGCUGCAGAGUCUCGUCGAGUCCUGCUGCUUGCCGGCCGCCUGGCCGCCCAGUCCGUGGAUACUUCAGGCCUGCGGCAUGUGCAGCUGGCCUUCUUCCCGCCGGGCACGGUGCAGCCGCUGGAGCGGGGCGUGGUCCAGCAGGUGAAGGGCCACUACCGCCAGGCCAUGCUGCUCAAGGCCAUGGCCGCGCUGGAGGGCCAGGACCGCUCGGGCCUGCAGCUGGGCCUCGUGGAGGCGCUGCACUUCGUGGCUGCAGCCUGGCAGGCGGUGGAGCCUUCCGACAUCGCCGCCUGCUUCCGCGAGGCCGGCUUCGGGGGCGGCCCGGACGCCACCAUCACCGCUGCCCUCAAGAGCGAGGGGGAGGAGGAGGAGGAGGAAGAGGAGGAGGACGAGGACGAGGAGGAGGGGGAAGGGGAGGAGGAGGAGGCGGAGGAGGGCGAGGAGGGGGAGGAAGAGGAGGAGGGGGGCGAAGGAGAGGAGCUGGGAGAGGAGGAGGAGGUGGAGGAGGAGGGCGACGUGGAUGACAGUGAGGAGGAGGAGGAGGAGGAGGAGAGCUCCUCCGAGGGCUUGGAGGCCGAGGACUGGGCCCAGGGCGUCGUGGAGGCCGGCGGCAGCUUCGGGGGCUACGGCGCCCAGGAGGAGGCCCAGUACCCCACCCUCCAUUUCCUGGAAGGUGAGGCAGACUCUGAGUCGGACAGUGAGGAAGAGGAGGACGACGAUGACGACGAUGACGAUGAUGACGAUGACGAAGAUGAGGAGGAGGAUGGUGAUGAGGUGCCUGUGCCCAGCUUUGGGGAGGCCAUGGCUUACUUCGCUAUGGUAAAGAGGUACCUGACCUCCUUCCCCAUUGACGAUCGUGUGCAGAGCCACAUCCUCCACUUGGAACACGAUCUGGUCCAUGUGACCAGGAAGAACCACGCCAGGCAGGCAGGAGUUCGGGGUCUUGGACAUCAGAGUUGAGCCACUGGGCUUAGCCAUGCCCUUAACCCGAUGUGGCAGCACCAGCCCAGGGCAAAGGAUUCUUUGGGCAGCUGCUGUGGAUGGAGCCAGAGUGGGGAGUUGCCCAGAUCCUUUAGUGAUGUUCCCCAGGCCCUAUGAACAAGCCCAGUCACCUUGGUAGGGCCUGGGGCUGGGGUCAGCCUCACUGCCUGCUUAUUGCCUCUUUCUCAGAGUCCUAUUUCCUCCCCAUUUGCCCCUGAACGUGGGGGACCAGGUGGGGAGCUGUCCGGUGCUACCACACCAUGCCAUCAGUGGACUAGGCCACAGCAGCCACCAGGGAUGGACCCUGGAAGCUCCCGGCCAGAGAGUGCCUCUCCCCUCUGCCAUCCACACUAGGUCUUUGGUGGGGGGGACCCCAAAGCCAUUCUGGGAAGGGCUUCAGAGGAAGGUCCAGCCUAGGCCCCCACGAGGCUGGCAGCCCCCCAUCCCUGCCCCCAGACCUCCUCGAGAAGCACAGUCUAACUCACCGCAGGCUCCUGAGCCUGCCUCUGCCUGCUUUCCCACCCCCCCAAUCCACUUCUCUGGCCCAGCCCAUGUUACUUUGGCCCUUGGUUUUCUUAAUAGAUUGGAGGUUCCCAAGAGGCCCUCCAGGGGAGUAAAAAUGGGCGUUUCCCUUGUGGGCAGCUGCAGGCCCCAUGCCUCGCCUUCCUCUCUGGCAGGGUCCUAUCCUGGGCAGGGGCCCUGGGGCUGGGCCCAGAGUCCAGCUGUCCAGCUGCUCCUUUCCCAGUUUGAAUUCAAUAAAUCCGUCCACUCCCCUUUUGUGGGGGUGAAUGUUUUAACAGCUAA
Miniopterus natalensis is the source of this 2557-nucleotide messenger RNA. NCBI's taxonomy places the organism in Eukaryota, Metazoa, Chordata, Mammalia, Chiroptera, Miniopteridae. The record is from RefSeq and is a predicted model, not a curated record.